Molecule: messenger RNA, 3107 nt
Organism: Meriones unguiculatus (Mongolian gerbil)
Lineage: Eukaryota; Metazoa; Chordata; Mammalia; Rodentia; Muridae
Product: zinc finger protein 709-like
Exons: 3
Coding region: 330-2144 (604 amino acids)
Biological process (GO): negative regulation of transcription by RNA polymerase II; regulation of cytokine production; regulation of immune system process
Source: RefSeq, a predicted model, not a curated record
GAGAAACUGGCUGUCCUGUCAGCCAAGGGAGUCCCGAAUUGUUCAAGCCUGCAGUGUGAACCCCCAAUAGUCAAGAGGGCAGCUGAAGUGGCCAGUUGUCCAAUCGAGACCUCGGGCAGGCGAAGAGGAAGAGUGUCACCCGCCAUCUUUCUUUCUGGUGCUGCCAUAGUUGAGCCUCUAUUCUGUUACUUUAUGGAGUCCUAAACUGUUCGGCUUCGGUUUUUUCAUGACCGCUAAACCCAGUGUGGGAGUUAGGUCGCAGGAGGCUAGGGAUUUGAACGUCAGAAGUGGCGAUCCAAUGCAACUUGUUUGACCCGGAGCGCCGGAGAAUGGAACGGAAGUUCUUUACCCGCCAUCUUUCUCCCUGGCAAAGCCAUUCUAUCAGCUCCGUGCAGUCCGAUGGGGGAGUCCGGGGUCACUGUACUUCGGGAAAUUGUCUGAGUGCUAAAUCCAGGAGCCGGGUGAGGCCGCAGGAGACCCGCAGCGCAGCCAUGGAGUCUGUGUCCUUUGAGGAUGUGGCUGUGAACUUCACCCCAGAGGAAUGGGCUUUGCUGAAUUCUUCCCAAAAAAGGCUGCACAGAGAUGUGAUGCAGGAAACCUUCAGGAACUUAUCUGCCAUAGCAAAAAAGCAAGAAGACUGGACGCUUAGAAAUGACUAUGAAACUUUAAAGACAAUUCAGACUGGAUACAAACUAUGUGAGAACCAGGAGUAUGCAGAGAAACUAGACACAUGUCAGGAAUGUGGGAAAGUCUUUAAUUCUCUCCAAUGCUUUCUGGGACAUAUGAAGACUCAUACUGAAGAGAAAAUUUAUGAAUGUAAGCAAACUGAACAAGUUGUCAGUAGACAGAGUUCUGUUCAAGUACACGAAAGAAUGCAUGCUACAGAAAAAACUUAUGUUUUAAACCAGAGUGGGAAAGACUUUUUGACUCUUGCUGGUAUUCCACAGCACAUAAUAACACAUAAUAAAGAUAGGCCAUACAUAUGUAAAGUAUGUGGUAGAACCUUUCACUCUUCCAGUUCUUUCUUGACACACAAAAGAACUCACACUGGAGAACAGCUUUAUAUAUGUAAUCAAUGUGGCAAAACCUUCACUUACUCCAGUGGCCUUCGCCGCCAUGAGCGGACCCACAGUGGAGAGAAACCCUAUGAAUGCAAGCAAUUUCUGAAGGUCUUUCCUUCUUCAGGGAAGGUUGAAAGUCAUGCACAAACUAACGAUGGGAUAAAAUACAUAUGUAAUCAAUGUGGGAUAGCCUUCAGUGAUCACAGUUCCCUUCAGUGCCACGAAAAGGUUCACAGUUUAGAGAAACCUUAUGUAUACAAGCAAUGUGGAAAAGCAUUCACUUGCUCUAGUGCCUUGCGAAGACAUGAACGAAUUCAUACUGGAGUGAAACCCUAUGAAUGCAAAGUAUGUGGGAAAGCCUUCAUUGACUGCAGUUCUCUUCAGUGUCAUGAAAGAGUUCACAGUGGAGAAAAACCUUAUCUGUGUAAGUUGUGCGGGAAAGCGUUCAGCCGCCACGGCUCUCUGAAAUGCCAUGAGAGGGUCCACAGUGGGGAGAAGCCGUAUGCGUGUAAGCAGUGUGGGAAGAGCUUCAUGCAUCACAACGCUCUUCGAUACCACGAACAGAUUCACAGUGGAGAGAGAGCCUACAGGUGUAAGCAGUGCGGGAAAGCCUUUGUGUUGAGCAGUGCACUGAAAAAGCAUGAACGAAUUCACAGUGGAUUGAAACCUUGUCAGUGCAGGGUAUGUGGGAAAGCCUUCACCUUUCACAGUUCCCUUCAUUGCCAUGAAAGGACACACACCGGAGAGAAGCCCUACGUGUGUAAGCAGUGUGGAAAAGCCUUUAUGUAUCACAGUUCUCUUCGUUGCCACGAAAAUAUUCACAGUGCAGAGAAACCCUAUGUGUGUAAGCUGUGUGGGACAGCCUUCACUUACCACAGUUCUCUUCAGCGCCAUGAGAGAAUCCACAGGGGAGAGAAGCCGUAUGUGUGUAAGUUCUGUGGGAAAGCCUUCACUGAUCACAGUUCCCUUCGAUGCCAUGAAAGAAUCCACACUGGAGAGAAGCCCUACAUAUGUAAGCAGUGUGGGAAAUGCUACAGUGCUCACGGCUCCCUUCGACACCAUGAAAGGACGCACUGUGUGUAAGCUAUGUUGGGAGACUUUCUCCUUUUGAAUAAGUUUUAAUCUCAUAACUGAAAAAAAACCAUAUGGUAAACAAUGUGAAUAAGCCUUAACAUGUUCUGGCUCCCUUAAAAAACCAUGAAUGGAGACGCAUUGGAGACUGUCUCUAAAUAGAGAAUAAAGAAAAGCUCCACAUUACAAGAUCUUUCUAGCAAGCAUGAUGACAUAAUGAAUUUAACUUGUAUCUGUAAAUCAUGUGGGAUUUUCUCUACUUGUCUCAGCACAGUUUUCAAAAACCCUAAGGUGAUGAAGACAUCAGUCUGUAUAAUGCCUGUCCCAGAGGCCCGAGAUCCUGAGUUUAAGUCCUCAGCACCCAUCUAAAAGUCAGACAUGAUGGCACGUGCCUGUAAUCCCAGUGCUGGGAGGCAGGGGAAUCCCUGAGGCUUGCUGGUCAGCUAGUCUGCGCAGAUCUCUUUAGGUCCAGUGAGAGAGCUCUCAAAAAAUAAAGCAGAGAGGGAUUAAGGAAGGCUCCAGCGCUAACAUCAACCUUUGGCCUCUACAUGCGAGUACAGUGUGCAGCCACACACAUAUGCACACUGAUCUACACACGCAUGCACAUCACACACACACACACGAGAACACACUGUAUUACGAACAUUGCGUAGAAGAAAUCUUUAAGUCUUCAUUUGACCAGUAUAUCAAAUACACAGUCAAAACCUUAUACAUGUAGGUAGAAGUGUCAUUUGUGGCGUAAGGUAUAAAAGGCUGCUGCAGUAGGCUUCUGUUACCAUAGCUAGUGGGAAGAGCCUAGUUUAAUAAUCUGUGUGGAAUGCUUUAGAAAUUGCACACUUCAGAGGAAAUGUUCCAGUGUUUGUAAAUGUGUGUCAGUGCCACAUGGUUAGCUAAAGCAAACUUGUGUGCUCAUAAUUUUAUUCUUGAAAAUAAAUGUCUCAGUGAAAUUAUUUAAUAAAGUUUACCUCAUCUGUA